Messenger RNA from Phalaenopsis equestris, 733 nucleotides. RefSeq names its product probable cyclic nucleotide-gated ion channel 5. Gene Ontology annotation, molecular function: protein binding. Lineage: Eukaryota; Viridiplantae; Streptophyta; Magnoliopsida; Asparagales; Orchidaceae. The record is from RefSeq and is a predicted model, not a curated record. The transcript has a single exon. The coding region runs from base 1 to 714 and encodes 237 amino acids.
AUGUAUUCAUUAUCCCACGUUUCCUUUUCCUUUCAGGUCCCUUUGUUUGGAAACAUGGACGAGCGACUGCUGGACGCCAUAUGUGAACGGCUAAUGCCCAGUCUUUACACAGAGAACACUUACAUUGUCAGGGAAGGAGACCCUGUGGAUGAAAUGCUCUUCAUCAUUCGCGGUCGCCUUGAGAGUGUGACCACCGAUGGUGGGAGGAGCGGCUUCUUCAAUAGAAGUAUUCUUAAAGAGGGAGAUUUCUGUGGGGAGGAACUGCUGACCUGGGCUCUAGAUCCAAAAGCUGGAGCCAACCUCCCUUCUUCCACAAGGACAGUGAGAUCCUUGACUGAAGUAGAAGCUUUUGCAUUAAUGGCUGAUGAGUUGAAGUUUGUUGCGGGUCAGUUCCGCCGCCUCCAUAGUCGACAAGUACAGCACACAUUUCGCUUCUAUUCGCAGCAGUGGAGGACAUGGGCGGCCUGCUUCAUCCAAGCUGCAUGGCGACGGUAUUGCAAGAGAAAGCAAGUGGAACUGCGACGCAGAGAGGAAGAGGCAGAGCUCAAUGACCAGUCGGGUUCCUCUCCAAGCCUCGUUGCAACGAUAUAUGCUUCUAAGUUUGCUGCUAAUGCACUUCGAGGUGUUCAUAGGUUCAGGAAUAAGAGUGGUAGGGAGUUGCUUAAACUGCCUAAGCCUCCAGAACCAGAUUUCUCCGUUGAUGAAGCAGAUUGAUUUAAUUGAGCUACAGAGG